UUAUCUUUUUCUCUAUUUAGUGCUCAAAUCUUGUCCAUCACAGUGUUGGUGACAAAAUUAAAGCACACCUUCUGCGUAGGUAAUUCUAUAUCCAAUGCAUUACGGGUCAUACUCAGUUCAUGACAUAACCUUAUAAUUUAUAUUUUGAUUUACAUUUAUCAAUCGUUACUUUUAAUAACAUGGAUACUGAAGCGAAGAACGUUAUACGUGUUGGUUCAAGGAAAAGUGAGCUUGCUCUUAUUCAGACUGAGCAUGUCAUUGAAUCAUUAAAAAAGGUUUACCCUGGUAAAGAAUUUACAAUAGUUACUAUGACUACACUGGGCGAUCGGAUACUAAAUGUAUCGCUUCCAAAAAUUGGUGAAAAAUCAUUAUUUACUAAAGAUUUAGAAGAUGCAUUGAGGAACAAAACUGUGGACUUUGUGGUCCACUCUCUAAAAGACCUUCCCACAACAUUACCUGAUGGACUUACUAUAGGAGCAGUUUUUGAGAGAGAAGAUCCCAGAGACGCAUUAGUGCUGAAGGAAGCCUUCAAGGAUUCGUCGCUCGCCUCCUUGCCCGCCGGAUCCGUAAUCGGUACAUCUUCUUUGCGUCGCACUGCACAACUGCGAGGUUCCCACCCGCACCUCUCAGUAUUGGACGUUAGGGGGAACCUCAACACGCGGCUGAGGAAACUGGAUGCGCCCGACGGGGAAUACUCCGCGUUGCUGCUGGCAACCGCCGGCUUGCAGAGGAUGGGCUGGGCGCAUAGGAUAUCUAAGAUAUUGCCAUGUGCUGAGAUCAAAUACGCUGUCGGACAAGGUGCGUUAGCUGUGGAGUGCUCUGCAGACAACAAAGAUAUAUUGUCGAUGCUCGCGCAUUUCAACCACCCGGAGACCUAUUGUAGGGUGUUGGCUGAGAGGAGUUUCCUCAAGACCCUUGGUGGUGGAUGCAGUGCACCAGUAGGAGUUUCUACAAGACUGAAGAAAGUGGACGAGACAUACAAGUUAUCCAUAACCGGAGCGGUGUGGAGUUUGGACGGAACCACAAAAAUAGACCAUUCCCUCGAGCAAACAUUCGCACAGAUAUGCAGAAAUACAAAACACAAACUGAGCCCCACCGUGGAAGUAGAUAGUAAAAAAAUAAAGACUGAUGAUGGUAACAAUGCUCAUCCGAUUAAUUUAGUCGAAGAAUACAAUAGGAGAAUAUCUGAACAGACCGGUGAUUUAAACUGCGAAGACACAAGGAGUGAAGCUGAAAUCGAAGAGUUGAAGCAAAAGCCCAAAAUAUUCUGCGGUCUGAUUGAAAAUUCCAAUAUUCCCAUAGAUGUUAUAGAGAAAUGUGAUAGUUUAGGUAAAGAGUUGGCCGAAGCUCUCAUCGACAAAGGUGCUUUAGAAGUAAUGAAAGUGACACAGGAUUUAAUAAGAAAUACAGCAUCCGUGUCAUGAUUAUUGUUUAUUUUUUUAUUUAUAGAUUAUAAUGUUUAUCUACUGUUAUUGUUGUAUAGUUAUACUAAACAAUGUAUAGUGCCUAACUAAUUGAUUAUGUUUAUGGGAUAUUUUCAUAGUUGUUUUCUUGACAAUUUUAAGUACUUAUCAUGGUAGCACUGUUUAUUUAUGUUGAAUAAAUUGUUGGAAUUUGUGGAGG
Messenger RNA from Chilo suppressalis (striped riceborer), 1623 nucleotides. NCBI's taxonomy places the organism in Eukaryota, Metazoa, Arthropoda, Insecta, Lepidoptera, Crambidae. The record is from the annotation of a GenBank genome assembly.